Cuscuta epithymum is the source of this 4026-nucleotide messenger RNA. NCBI's taxonomy places the organism in Eukaryota, Viridiplantae, Streptophyta, Magnoliopsida, Solanales, Convolvulaceae. The record is from the annotation of a GenBank genome assembly.
GUCAGGGGCGGAUCUGCAAGGGGGGCCAGGGGGGCCGGCCGGUGCCCCUGCUCCGGCCGUACGAGAUAGGGUAUAGGAAAGGGUUUGGGGGCGCCGGACUGUUGCUCUCCAUUUUAUCCGGCCAACAACUGUAGUUCGAAGGAUAGGGCGACGAGGAUGAUCGUAUAAUAAGUUGGCUGAGUUUUUGUUUUUAAUUCAUACGACAUCGUUUCAACCCCUGGGAAAAAGAAUUGAUCUUUGGGCCACUGAGCCAGGGCAGGCCCAAUAACCAAAAUUAAGCAAGCAGACCAAGCCAACAGCCCCAAGUGCACUGAGCUCCAGAUUUGAAACGUCACCAACCCAUCGAACCGCAAGGCGCAGCGAAGCAGCACGCUGCCACACCGGAUCCAGCUCGCCGACGCCAACCGCCUGUGCCCUUCCGCCGUCAGCCGUCUGCUGUCCGACUUUCCGAUAGGCUUAUAAUAUAAAGUUGUGUGAUGUUAGAGAGGAUAAUGUUCGGAUACACUGUGCUGGAGUAAAACUUUCAGAUGAUUUUGCCUAUUAAAUCACUUUAUUUAUGACCAUAAUAUUGUGUUUGCAAACUUUCAAGUCACAACAUUAUUACAAAUUCUAGGAUAUUAGGAACUGUUUUGGUCCACUCCACAAUUGGGGGUAUGUGAUCCGUAAUUUAUUCCACCUCACCUGAUCUCCUAGUAUUUAAAUUUGGACUGAAAUUUCCUAGUCUGGUCUGAUCUAUUUUGAACUGGUCUGUUCUAGUCUGUAAAUAUCUGGUCUCUGUAUUUUAUAACAUCCUAAGUCCUUGCCCAGUUGCCCGACCAUAUUUCCUGUGAUUUUGCGGCAGAGGCUGCUACAAGGCCUCUCAAUUUAGUAGGGCCUCAUCAUAUUCUUGAAGCUAAGUCCUAUUAAUACUACUCGGAAUAUAUUUUUUAAUUCACUUGUAUUACUAAUUUAGUAUAGACAUUUUAACCAUUGUAUUAGUGCAUGUUUUUCUUUGACCGAUGAGCAAAUGUGUUUUGGAGCGCAUCUUUUAAUUAAUUUUUCAUUUGUCUCCUAGCAAAAAUUAGGUGGAAUUGAAAAUUUAUGAAUGUGAGAGAAUACUAUGUACGAUAGUAUAUUACAUGUGUUAGCUAUCUAUUUAAUUGGGGAAACUAUGUGCUAGUUCAGUACUUUGUGAUUUUUUUAAGAAACCUUUACAUUUAGUUCUACAUUUGAUCGAGAAGUUGUUUAUUUUAGAUAUUAAGUCUGUUUGUUGACAUUUUUUUCAACUUAUUAGCCAACUUUUAAAUCAAACACAUCAUUUUUUAUUUUGUGCGUUGAAUUGUGUAACAUAAGAAAAAGUGUGAUUGAAGUUUCUUUUCUAACUAUAUUGGCUGAAGUUACUGUAAAUGAUCAUUUUAGCUAUUUUUCAUAUAAUUUUUUCUUUAUUUUAUCAAUAAAAUAUAUUUUAUUUUAUUUUACAUACAUUAGCGGAAUCAACCAAUACAUCCACUUCAGCCAGAACUUCAUACAUUUCAGAAGAAUCAACAAAUACAGCCGAUUUCAGUUGGAAAAUAAAAUGAUUUGGGAGUGUUUGGCAAUUGACCGUUGGCUGUUGGUUGUUGGCUGAUUCAUGACAGCGGAUCUGGUUAGCUGUUUUGAUUAGCUGAUAGUAUUAGCAGUUUGUAAAAAUCAGAUAUUUUAUUAAAACAAAAUCAUUGUAAUAGAAAAACGUCUUUUCCCUUAACUUUAACAAUUUAGCUUUAAAACGUUCGUUAAGCAAAAUAAUCUACUUGAAAAUGUAUAACUUUGUUGCACAGAUUUUAUUUUGAAAAUGUUUUUUUGAAAGGAAAAUUUGUCAUCUGUAUGAAAAUUGAUAUACGUGCUUAAUUUAGAUAGAUUUUUUUCGCCAAAACAAUCAUGUCUGCCACCUUGGGCUUCCAAGUCUCCGUAGACGGCCCUAAUUUUGCCGACCAUAUUUCCUGUGAUUUUGCCUUUUGGUUAGGGCUGGAUUCGGUUCGGUUCCCGAAACGAAAUGGGAAAUACCCCAACCCAAACCGAUUUUUCAGUUUCCUUGAUUUUUUUAACCGAACCAAAUUUGGUCGGAAACCAAUUAUUCUGGAAGCGAAUUUUCGGUUCGGUUUUCUUUUUAAAUAAUUGAAUGAAUAGUAAUAGGGAAAUUAUCAUUCACCUCCCCUGAGGUUUAACGUUUUAUCACUUACACCCCUAUAGUUUUAAAAAUAUGCAACAACCUCCAUAUAUUAUUUGAGAGUGUUAACUUUAACGGAAGAGUGUUAACCUCAAAAACCAUUGCUAAAUGAAAAACCAUCCAAAAGUUAGCAUGAUAAAUUAGAAACCACCCAGCACACAUGUUUUGAGUAUAACAUACCAUAUUCCGUACUACAUAUACUUGAACCCUAGGCGGAAUAUACAAAAGUUAAUUAGAGCAUAUACUUGAGGCUUCAGCCAUCUACAACUUUCCAAAUCAGCAUAUUCAACUGCCCCUUGGUAGUAUAAAUAGUACUCCGUAGCAUUUACUGCAUUGUAAAGUGUUGACAACUUACCCGCCUUACCUUACUAGUAUUCAUUGAGCUCUUAGCUAAUUACUCGCAGCUCUUCUACUUGAGUGUGAGACAAACGGCCGCAGGCCUUAGCAUAGUGCAAUGUAACGAGGAGUUAUUAGACUUAAUAAUAAUCGGCUCACUAUUGCAUACAUUUCUUAGCCCAUCUAAUUUGCUUGCAUCACGUAGUCACAUACAACAUUCAUUCGAAAUCUUUGGGCUUACGUGUUGGAGUCCAAGGGUUGAAGAAAUAAACCUCAACAAUAGUAUUAGUCAAUAUCCUUGACUUAAACCCCAGCCCACCCAUAUAUCUAUGAGUGUAUAGAACUCCUCCUGGUUCAAAUCAACUUAACAUGAGGACACCACUCGGUCCUGAAUUACUAAACAGUAAUCUAUGAGUUUUGAGGAUACACACCCGAUCCUUGGGUACUCCACCCUAUAUAACCGAGUUUUGAGGAUACACGCCCGAUGCUUGGGUACUCCACCCUAUAUAACCGAGUUUUGAGGAUACACGCCCGAUCCUUGGGUACUCCACCCUAUAUAACCGAGUUUUGAGGAUACACGCCCGAUCUUUGGGUACUCCACCAUAAAAUGAAUAGAGAACACACCUUUCAAAUUUGCAUUGAAAAAUAGAGAUUUGGUGUUGUUUCAAAUUAGAAGAUCGAUCUCUUCUAUAUAAGAUUCACCUCAAACUUGAUCUUGCCCAUCAGAUCAUCAGAUUCAUCUCCCAGCUCACAAACACCGAUCAGGUCCAUGUGGAGGAAAAAAAGAGAUUUGAAGAUAUCACAAUUUCCAUGGAAAUUAACAGAUCGGGCUACCAUGUCAAAAUGGCAAAGUAUAAUGGGAGCUACAUUCAGAUACCCAUGGGACCCCAUAAUUCAAGUCUGUUUAAAUUUGUUAAUGUUUUUGCUAAUUUUGUAGGAUACUCAAAGCCAGUGCAGGAUGACUCUAUAUUUCUGCAACAUGAGAGUGUGUUACAAACCGAGGACCCCACAUCCAUAUCUAAACUGAUUUUUAAUUCUCAAAUUCAGGCAGCAAAUUCCAAAAGAAACCAUGUCUUCUCUUGUGAGAAAGGACCUCAGUUGCCAUUGAUUCAGGCCUACUCUGACGCUUCUGAAGAUUUUGAUCAUUCUGAUGACUCGCUCUAUUCAGAUGACUUCUUGGGACAUGCAACCGAGAGCGAUCGCCGUCCUCCUAUUUCAUACCCAGAAGAAAUUAGGAGAUCCAAAUUCAAUGCCGCAAUUUGCCACAAAGCUAAUUUCAUAACCUCAGAAAAUUGUCUGCCAACCAAGAACUUGAACACGCAACUAAAAAUCUACAGAAAGUCUCAAAAGAACAAAAGGCGUCACAGCAUGACAACCAGGUCCCAAUCAAGAGAGUUUCCAUGGGAUUAGCGCUUUUUGUAGUACUUACUAGCAAAAAACAUACUCCAUAUUAGUUAUUGACAAAUACACUACCUGGUCUAUAAACUUAGGCAAUUCAAGACUUC